AUGCUGAUGAUAAAGCAUUUUUCAAUAAUCUCAAAGCGAAAUUUUGCAAUAUUAAUGGACAAAUUCGUUGUAAGAAAGCGCUCUAAAGCUAGCACUGAAUCAAAACAGUCAGACGAAGCUCCAAUAGAAGAAGAAGAAAAAAAAUCUCCUAAAAAAGUCCCUCCUACGAUCCAGCCAAACCAGGAAGAAGUUAAAGAAGGAUUUCCAUCUUAUGAUGAGUUCGAGUCUCAAAUGCAUCCAUCUUGGAUAAAUGUCUUAAGACCUUGGCUCGAUACAGGUAAGUUGCGGAAACUUCACACAUGGCUUACAACUGAAUAUGCCACGACUGCUUGCCGCCCACCUCCACAUGAGAUUUUUACCGCAUUUCGGCUCACUCCAUUCGACAGCAUAAAAGUUGUGGUUGUUGGCCAAGACCCUUAUCCAGCUCCAAAUGAUGCUAUGGGCCUUAGUUUUUCAGUUCACCGUGGAAUAAAGGUUCCUGGCAGUUUAAGAAACAUUUAUAAGUGCUUGCAAACAGACUCUUCAUUGAACUUUAAACCUCCAAAACAUGGUGACUUAACCAGAUGGGCUGAGCAAGGUGUUUUUAUGCUAAACGCAGUUUUAACAGUUAGACAAGGAGCUCCUAAUUCUCAUGCCAAAAAAGGAUGGGAAGAGUUCACUGAUGAGGUGAUCAAAGCAAUCAAUAAAGAAAGAUCAGGAGUAGUCUUCAUGCUUUGGGGCGCUUUUGCCCAAGCCAAAGCUCAAGGCGUCAAUCGAAGUAAGCACUUUAUUUUGGAAGCCUGCCACCCAUCUCCACUUUCAGCUUCUAAAGGUGGCUUCUUUACUUGCAGACAUUUUUCAAGGGCAAAUGAAUAUCUAAGAUCAAAUGGAGCCAGUGAAAUCGACUGGAAUUUGGAGUAA
Molecule: messenger RNA, 900 nt
Organism: Blepharisma stoltei
Lineage: Eukaryota; Ciliophora; Heterotrichea; Heterotrichida; Blepharismidae
Source: the annotation of a GenBank genome assembly